Molecule: messenger RNA, 7094 nt
Organism: Agelaius phoeniceus (red-winged blackbird)
Lineage: Eukaryota; Metazoa; Chordata; Aves; Passeriformes; Icteridae
Gene: KCTD5
Product: potassium channel tetramerization domain containing 5
Biological process (GO): proteasome-mediated ubiquitin-dependent protein catabolic process; protein homooligomerization
Cellular component (GO): cytoplasm; Cul3-RING ubiquitin ligase complex
Molecular function (GO): cullin family protein binding
Source: RefSeq, a predicted model, not a curated record
UGUCGCAGACGUGAGGGCUGUUCCCGGGGCCCCAAGCCGGAGCCGCUCGGGCGGGUGGCGAGAAGGGGCAGGGCGCUGUUCCAGCCGACGCUUCCGGUGGGCGGUGCGCCGAGGGCCAGGCAGCCGGGGCGGCCCCUUCCGGCGGUGGUGAGGAUGGCGGCGGAGAACCACUGUGAGUUCCCGGUGCCCCCGGCUGGCGGCCUCGGCGCGGGCGGGCCCUGCCGUCGGUGUAGCUCGGCGCCCCUGCCCGCCGCGGGGCCCGGCAAGUGGGUCAGGCUGAACGUGGGGGGCACCUGCUUCCUGACCACUCGACAGACGCUCUGCAGGGACCCUAAGUCCUUCCUCUUCCGCCUCUGCCAGGCCGACCCCGACCUGGACUCUGACAAGGAUGAAACAGGUGCCUAUUUAAUAGACAGAGACCCAACCUACUUUGGGCCAGUGCUGAACUAUCUCAGACAUGGAAAACUGGUUAUUAACAAGGACCUAGCUGAGGAAGGUGUACUGGAAGAGGCUGAAUUCUACAAUAUCACAUCUCUAAUAAAACUGGUAAAGGACAAAAUAAGAGAAAGAGACAGCAGAAUCUCUCAGGUGCCAGUCAAACAUGUAUACAGAGUGCUGCAGUGUCAGGAAGAGGAACUCACUCAAAUGGUUUCCACAAUGUCCGAUGGCUGGAAAUUUGAACAGCUUAUCAGUGUAGGUUCCCAGUACAGCUGUGGCCGGGCUCAGCAGUCAGAGUUUCUGCUGAUAGUGUCACGGGAAGUGAAAGGGGAAGAGAGAUGCUUCCAGAAAUGCUGCAGUGAGCUGGUCAGUAUUGGUUCUUCCUAUAACUACGGCAAUGAAGAUCAGGCUGAAUUUCUGUGUGUUGUCUCAAAGGAAUUGCAUAACACUCCUUAUGGCACAACCAGUGAACCCAGUGAAAAAGCAAAGAGUGAGGAUGAAGAAACGGAUUACGAUAUGAAUGACUCAGAUUAAGUGUAAAUGUCAUGAUUUUGCAAGAACGAGGUUCCAGGAUGUGAAGACAGUAUUGAACGGUGACAAUUUUUUUCUUUAUUCGAAGAUGCAGUGAAUUGUCACACUGAAGAGGCUUGGCUGCAAAAGAAAAAAAUCUGAUUUAGACAAUUUUCUGUUGAUCUGGGUUCAACCAUAUUUGCCUAUAAGCUGGUGUCAACUUCUGGAAGCAUUGCAAGAUUACAUAAUGGGAAUAGAUGGUGUGGGAAUGUGUGUUAAGUCUUGGUUGUAGUGCAUGGUUGUGCUUUCUUGUUGGCUUAUUGACACUGGUCAUUUGAAAAGAAAUGACCAUGCACUCAUAUUUUCCUUGGAGACAUGUAGCACUUAAUGCCUGGUGCUGGAUGACCCAAUGUUGAUCAGUUUGGAGACCUUUUCCUACUAAUCAUUGUAAACCUUAAAAGGACAAUGUAAUUGGUGCUACACACACAUACACUUAGACACACAUGCACACACACACACACACACACACACACAAAUGUUACAGCCCAGAAACGCAAGUAUUUGGGCAUAUGUUGUUUCAGAAUCAGUGUCAGCCCCAGUUGACUGUAUUAUACUGCACAUUCCUUAUGGUUCUGUGACAUAAUCUAUUAUGUAAUAACAGCCUAGAAGAUCAACUGAAACUAGCAUGUGUAAAAGUUACACAACAGAGAAAAGGUUUCUCUGAAGGGUGUAUAUAUUGACUGGAUGUAUAGCUUAUUUCAAUACCCAAAGGGAAGACUAAAUUCAGAGAAAAUGGCCUUCCUCUGAGUUAUUCUUGAUGUUCUCUCUGUUAAACAGUCUCCUGCAAAAGUUACGCUCCAGUCCUGGUCACAUGCUUGAAAGUGGAAUCAAAAUUCAGUUAAAAUGACCAACUGAACAUUCUGUUUCUUUGGAGGUGUUUGUACUCAUAUGUGUGUUUCUGCUUCUAUAAAAUGCCUAUAAGCAUUGAACUGUGGAUUAGGGUAGAGAUUUUUCUAGAGCUGAAGGUUUUACAGAAAUACAGCUGGCUAGUCCUAGGUCCCUAUCUCUCUAUGACUUGGCUUAAAAUCAACCUUAGUGUGAACAUAAACUCCAUCCAGUUGAAAAACCUGAUUACUUUGGAUAUUCAGGAUCCCUGUGAUCAGCCUUUCUCUUUCUAUACAGUUUCAGCUAUGCAGUUAAGAACAGUGUUUGAACAGAAUGUGGUGCAGCUUUGUUAGUUUGUCCUUGAUAAAGGCUAAUACACAAGACACACACUAUGUUUUGAGCAAAAUCUUUAGCACAUCUUUAAAACACUUUACAAAAUGGACAGUAUAAAACUUGGCUUCAUUGACUCAUGGAACCAGUGGAAGGGAGUUUCAAAAAGCUACAAGAUGGUUUUAAAUUCUAAAGACAUCACAGUUUUCAUUCUUAGUAAUUUCAGAAUUUAUGCAUAUACUGUAUACUGAUUUUCAAACACCCAGGGUCUACUUUAUUUUUAAUUAUUAUUUUAUUUUUUAAAGGACUUCGACAUUGAUAAAAGUUUGGCAAAACAAUUUGUAAGAAACAUUUCUACUAAACAGAUUAAGCAAUGGGCUAAAUGUUUUGUCCGUGUGCCUAAUGCUUGAAAGGAUUUGUAAUGCAUUUUGUGACUUGGAUGUGGUCUGCACGGGAAGCUGCUGGCCUCUCCACAACACAUACAAUUUUUGUCUUUUUUUAAGAAGUUAAAACUGAAUUUAAUUUACUAAAACUGUAAUUGUGUAGGGGGGAAAUGUUUAUACUUUUAUACUUUUUUAGGUACCCAUAUUUUAUCAGCUUAAAUUGAGCACAGAGAUGUCCCCUAAAUAGUGACGGAUUAUCUUGUGUAUCUGAAAAUAAGCAUAACAAUUGUCUGUGUUAACUGCAUAUUAAAACAUUUCCUCUGCUGCAGUAGUCACUGUGUUUUUAAGCAGUAUGACUCCACCAAGAUCUCUGAGCUCCCCGGCUCAUUGCAGCCAAUUGCAGCCAACCAUGUUACUAGUUGUUUUCUUGAUGUGCUCUACAGAGUAAUUCAGCAUUGAUCUAAGUGGAUUUUAAUACCUAAAAUACCAGUUUUACACUGAUCCUUCUGAAUCAGCAUUUCUGUUGCCUCUCUUAUUAAAUCCAAAAAGGACAGACUAUUUAAUAAAGUGAAAUUUUCCUGAAUGACAUCGGCAAAGCAUGAGUAACAAACUGAGCAAACCGAACAAAUUUUGAGUAUGUAAAAGAGUGGUUUUUUCUAAGUAUGGGGGUUUUUCCCCAACAGAAUAUUUUCAGUUUUAAAACCUGCUUCUAUGCUGAGAUUACCUGCAGUUUAGUUUAUAUUGUAUCCCUGCCAUAGCUAAUUUUAGGGAAAUGAGUGUUUAAUAAUUUUUUGCACUUUGUUUCCAAUAUCUCACAAAGAUUUUAGGAAGGAAAGAAAAGAAAGAACUUUAGUUGGCAGGUACCUUGUAAAUUAUUUUAAAUACACUGUCGUUUGAGGCCACCUGAACUAACUACUUUCCUGUUCUUGCUAUUGUCAUUAUUGCUUUAAUUUUUGUGAUCAUGCAGGACUUUCAGAUAGAUGAAAACGCUCUCUUCAGCUUUUUUCAAGGCAUUAAGAAUUUAUCCCUAAAUAAAUUUUGUUUCUUUUUGUUUGACUGUUGCAGUUUCAAAUAGAGUAAUGCAAGGUAAUUGCAUUAGAGUCCAAUCUCCAUGACCAGGCUUGGCAAACAUUGCUUCAUCUGUUAAGCUCUUGCAAGGAGGAAGCAAUGUACCUAUACAGUUAAAACUGGAUUCCUUUGUUCUUUUUCUGCUGUUUAGAGAGUACCUACCUGAGAAUUGCCUGUGACUCUGCAGAGCUGAGGGGUUCACUAUCAGGCUGGAACUGCAAAGCUGUACUGCAGACUGCUUGAACUUAACUGUGGACAUACACAGCUCCUCUGUUGUUUAAUCAGAACAGUAUUCCAGGUUAGAACUUCAGAUCCUGCGCUUGAACAGAUCAUAGCAGAAGGAAUAAAACAGGAAAGGAGAGAGAUGGAAUUCCUUAAAGACAUUUACAUGACAAACUUCUUGCAAAACUUGUUUAAAAACAGAAGUUCAAAUUUGCUGUAGCAAUUUCUUACUUUGAGUUAGGAGACAGCAUAUUAUUUGCCUUAGGUUUUCUCAGAAGCUAUUUUUUCCUUUAUUGGAGAUGGUAUUUUUAUGUUACAUGCUUUUUACUUCUUCAAGCAGCAGGUGAAUCAGAAUUUGUCUGCAAUGAACAAGUAAUUCUGAGGCCUCAAAGACAUGGAUGUCACAUGGUCCAUAAUAACUAUCCAAAUGUAUACUCUGAAUCAGCAGCUCCCAGCCCAAAGGUUACCUGGGAUUUUGUCCUAUUUACUGUGGGAUUUCCAUGGAUUACCGUUAAUUGCAUGUUUUUAAUCCCAAAGUAAUUUAAUUGUGUGUCAAAGAUUUGAUUGAAUUUAGAAGCUUUUUUUGAAUCUUUACUAAAGUUUCCAUCAAUACAAUGGUAUACUCAUAAAAGUUGAAAAAUGUGCUGUUUUUUUCAAACUCAGAUUUCUUGUAUUGAUAAAAGUUCCUUUCAUCCUUCAUUGUAGCAUUAGGAGAAGAUAUUUCUUAAAAAAUGAAGCUCAGUGAAUCCAUCUGACUUUUUUGGUUUGAGAUUUUCUUUAGACACUAGCUGUGUAGCUCCAUUUCUAGCAAUGUGAAUGCACAGUUAUGAUUGAUUAGAAACAAGACUAUUUCCUGCAGAUUCAAAAAUGGAAUCAAUCUCCUCUUUUUCUGAGAGAGGGGUAUUUUUGGGGUUUUUUUCAGGAGAAAAAUGAAAACUGGCAGAUUACAAUAGUUGCAGGCAUGCAACUAAGGGAACAAGUCUGCUGAGUAUGGUGUUAACACUAUCAGAAAAGUGCUUCUCAUAACAGAACGCUAUUCUGUGAAUGUCUGUUGAAGUUGUUGAGAGUUGUCAGUCUCUGUUUAAGCUGUAGAGAGCUCCCACCAGCAAAUUAACACACAUUAGUUACAAAUUUUAUUAAUAUUACAAAAAUGAACUUGGAGUGCAAAAAUGCAAUAGUAUCUGGUUCAGUGGAAUUAAAUAGAAUCCAGAUAAUAAUUACCCAGGUAUACUGGAAUGUAUUCCUUGGGAAAUACUGGGAGAAGAGUAAACUUCUUCUGGGCUUUUUGAGGAAGAUGGAAGUCAAAUGAAAGCCUGAAGUCUGGGGUUUUGUUCCCUUAAGAUGUGAUAAAAUCAGAAAGUGCCAUUCUCCUAUUUUUUAUUCUCUCUCACCUCAUCAAAAGUUUCAAGUUCUUCAAAUUAACUUUUUCAAUCAGCCCUUGAGCUGUAGGUCUUUGAAAAGAGAUGAAAUUUUGUUAUUCCUUUAACAGUGUCUGUUAUCUUAAGAGAGUAAGGUUAAAACUUGAGUUGCCAUUGGAGAAGUGUCUUUUCUAAUACAACAGUUUUGAAAUACUUAAGCCUAAGGAUGAUGCCUGUUACUUUGUUGUAAUUUAGACUGCAGCUGUCUCCAGUUUUGAGGACAAUCUUGGGAUCUUACAUGGGGCUUUGUGUAGAAAUAGUGAUUGUUUAAAUAGUAUGAAUAUUCAGUUUAAAAAAAACCCCGAAAGGCUCUCUGAACUCAGUCAUGCAAGUUUUCCUUUGUUUCACAAAAAUCAGGAGCUGUCUUUAAAGGCCUCUUAAUGCACAGAGGCUUUAAAGGGCUAAAUAGAUCUUGUCCAGUUUGCCUAAAUGACUUUCAGAAGGAGCUCUCCAUUUUCAGAGCAGAAAUGCUAAGGGCUAAAAUGCUUUCCAGGGCUAGUUUGAGGUUCCAGAGACAUACAAUAUCUAAAAAACAACUAGUCUGUUUUCCUUUCAACUCAUGGACUCUGAAAUAAUUUUUACAGAUGUCUGAACCAAUUGCAGAUCUAAGUGUUCCUAUAUGGCUUGGAUUUUCAGUAUCCAGAUUGGAUAAGGGCACACUAGAGAAGGCAGUACACCUACCCUCCACUUCAUUAUUACCUUGGCUGAAAUCUAUCGACUUUUAUGAACAGCACUGGCAAUAGAGAAGCUUUGAGGAAGGUUCUGCCCCAGGAAAUUGUCACAGAAUAUUUCUUUGCAACUUAGUUGACCUUUACUUUAGUGAUGUCUACCAAGGCAUAAACUUCUCAAAAGUUCAGUGAGUAGAUACUGCUGCCAAUAUAGCUUUCUAGAGGCAUCAGAUGGUUCUCUUCAGGAUGUUGUGUCUUAGUAAGUACUAUAAUGAGAGAAACUUUUUUUAAAGGUAUUUUGCUACUUUGGGGGUGAGUGGAAGGGGAAGAGGUUCUGUGACAGUGCUCUCCUUGCCUUAGAAAGCUGAGCCUGAAUUUUGAUGUAAGACCUGUUGUGAUUUUGAGGCCUCAUAAUCUGAAAUGUGUGAAGAGUAAGAGUAAAUGUAUUUAUUAUGUACAUGAUUCUUGCUACUCUUGAAGAUUUUCCAAAAGCUUAUGCACAACUUUACUCACAUUAACUUGGCUCAUGUGUACUUGCUAGAAUGAAGAAAGUGCCAAGGUGCUUGUAAAAGGAAUGUUACCAACCUCUCUACUGGAACUGAAACAAGAUCAUCAAACAGAAGGAGUAUCAAAUGGCAGCUUUUUCCACCUGCUUCUGCCCUUAUCCUUACCUCAACUUAGCUAUGAGAAAUCAACUUCCUAUGCACUCUUUAGGAUCACCUACCCAAUUCAACAAAUGUUCUUUUUUUUUAAGCUUUUCCUCCAAAUCACUGGUCUCAGAAUUAGUUGGGCAUCACCUGUUUGUGCUUAUACCCAAGUGGCCAUACUGGCAACGUGUUAUUUCCUGGAUAGUGGAUUAGCAAUAACACUUUAUUUUGUGCCAGUUCACUAUAUCUGAAGUGUUCUUACUGCAGCAAAAUUUGAGUUAUGAUUUGGUUUUAAUGCAUUUGCAUUAACCAAAACUCAUAGCACAGACACAGACAAGAAACUGAAUUCAGGGAAAUUUCCCUGGAAAAAUAUCUGCUAGGGCUUCCCAAAUAAUUUGAAGAUGGUUACAGUUAACCAUCACUUUCAAAACAAAUGAAAUGUGUAUGGGUAUUUUUUUAACUUCCUUUUCAUAACACUAGUGUAUUGUAAACUGCAUGGAAUAAACCUGGUUUUUCCCUUUUAAA